AUGAUUCCUAUCCAGGUGAAAGCGAGAGUACUUGAGUCGGCGACAGUCUCUUGGUUUGUCGUCUCACAAGAAGAUACGAGAGGUCAGCUACAGCAAGUGCUCAGGGAAGGCACACAGAUUUGUCUCUUCACACGCCAGACGGAGACCAAAUACGACCUGGCUGUCACAAAGGUCGAUUCAUCGGGUCAGGUCAGAUUCGAAUCGGCCGGUCUCUGGUGGACGAGUGCCGAGGGAACUCGAAACUACACAUCGCAGCCUCUUGUCCAGGAUCUGAUAUCCGUUUAUUCCAGUUUCCAUGGGAGGCACCUGAUCGUUUCCGCCAAUAACAACUGGCCUUUCUUCGGCCUUAGGGUUCUGGAAAACAGGAGGGCUGAACCAACGACGGGAAUUGACGUCAACAUCUUGAAUGCGUUGAGUCGCAAACUAAACUUCUCAUACCACGUAGAGGUUCCUCCUGACAAAGCGUGGGGAGGUCCUCAAAAGGACGGGACAGUGACUGGCCUCAUCGGAGUGGUUGCGAGACAAGAGUCAAACUUCGCCAUAUGUGAAAUCACCAUCACAGACUUACGAGAAACGGUGGUGGACUUCACAACCUCUUAUUGGCUGGAGUCUCUGACUCUCGUGUCCAGGGCACCGAAGGAGAGGGACAGGGCCAUGGCUGUCUUUUGGCCCUUCUCUGGAUUGGUAUGGGGUCUAAUAGGAAUAUCGCUAUUGCUCAUUGGACCUGUCGCAUUCGUGUUUUACUGGUUACUGGUGACCUACCUUGACCUCGAAGAAAAUUACAGUCUCUCUUCCACUAGCUUCAAUUUAUUCAGGAGUUUGGUCAAUCAGGGGAAUGACCUCGAGGGCAACAGAUGGCCGCUGAGAUUCUUGUUCGUCUUCUGGUACCUCUUCUGUUACAACAUCUACGCCAUGUACUCCGGCACCUUGACCGCCUACCUGGCGAUCCCGACCUUCGAGCCUCCGAUAGAUUCGUUGACCGACCUCCCAAAGGCCGCCCAGGACGGAUUCACCAUAGGCACCUUGAAGGCGUCAAGCACGGAGCAGCUUUUCAGGUAUGCUGAUUCAGGGAUAUACAAAGAAGUGUGGGGCUUAUUUGAUCCUCUGAAGAGUCUCCUGCCGACACCUGACGAAGGUUUCGAUAAGGUUUUAGCCGAGAAGUUCGUCCUGAUCAACUCGGAGAUGAACGGAGAGAUACGAGCGACGGUUCGGGGCAGAGACAAAUACCAUUUCGGUCGAGACACUUUCUACCCUCACGCUUACGGCAUCGCCUGCAACAGCGGUGCGCCGUUUAGGCCGAAAUUCGAUAUCCUACUCUCAUGGAUAACGGAAGCGGGACUCGUCAGGCGAUGGGCCCAAGAGCAGAUCAAUCUGGUAAGACAUGACGUCGCAACAGGAGGGCAUUCCAAAGAGGGGGAAACUUCCUACUCGCUGACCUUAAAUCACUUGCAGGCAGCAUUCUUCUUGGUCUUUGGAGGUUUUGCGCUGUCUGUGGGGGUUCUGCUCUUGGAAAACGUCGUCGUCAGGUUCUUCAGGAAGUGAAUUCAGCUUCUGCUUCGAUAUAUGGACACACACAAGAAGAUAAUCUUAAUCCUCCAUGACAUUUUUCACCUUUAUCGAUA
This is a messenger RNA of Macrobrachium nipponense, 1622 nucleotides long. Its product is annotated as glutamate receptor ionotropic, delta-2-like. Gene Ontology annotation, molecular function: ligand-gated monoatomic ion channel activity. Gene Ontology annotation, cellular component: membrane. The record is from RefSeq and is a predicted model, not a curated record. The transcript has 12 exons. Lineage: Eukaryota; Metazoa; Arthropoda; Malacostraca; Decapoda; Palaemonidae. The coding region runs from base 1 to 1542 and encodes 513 amino acids.